AUAAACUGGAUUAAUCUGAAUCAUGUGUUUCCAGCACUAAGUUUAAUGUAUGUCAUCAUCACCAUCAUCAUGUGUACACACAGCAGUCUUGAAGUGAUCCGCCCCUGGAGAAGAAACAGACACCAUCAACCUCACUGUUUUAUGAGGGAGGCUGAGACAGAGGAGAGGAGACAGUCUCCUCCGAGUCCUUUGAAGCAGGAGGGUUACUUAUUUCUUAUUGAUCUCAUCACACCUCGUUUUAUUUAUCGAACUUCAAGCAGCGCGUUAAACUCGAUGGAGUAGUUUAGUUAACUUGAAGCUACUGAAGCAGUUUUACACUUGUCUCUCAGCGGGAAGUGAAACGAUUAGUUCCGUAGCGUUUUAUCAUCCUAUACAGAGCGUCUGGGUCCUACAAGUUUGUAAGAAAUUAGCUGUAUACCUUUUGAACACCGGGAAACGAAGCGACGUAACGUCCAGUACUGUGCGUUGCUGGCAUCAUCUCAGCAAUUCUGUGAAGUUCAUGGGAAAAAAAUGCUGAAGUGAAGGAGCUGAGACUGGGACGCGACUGCAGAGGAACUUUGUACAAGGAGAGGAUGGAGGUGACUGGGUCCUGUGUGUGGAGUCAGGACUGUUGAUCUGAAGCUGAAUAAACCUUUUUCUCCAGCUGUUUGAGCUGAGCAGGUGUGAAGGAGUUUCUGUUUGAGGAAUCUGGUGGAUGUUUCUGGAGCUGCUGCAGGUGAGGAGGCUGAGCUCAGCAGUUGCCAGACUGCAGCUAUGAACGUUGAGGCGAGGUUUGCUCCCUCCUUAUCAGUGACCUCGUUGUUUGUCUCACCAUGCUGGACGACCCUGUCGCCUCUGUCCCUUACAUCGUCCUGGAGCUGCUGAUUGCUGCAUUCUCUGUGCUGGGAAAUGUGCUGGUCUGCUGGGCCGUGUACCUCAACAGUAACCUGCAGAGCAUCACCAACUUCUUCGUGGUGUCGCUGGCGGUGGCCGACAUCGCUGUGGGCGUCCUGGCCAUUCCCUUUGCCAUCGUCAUCAGCACCAGCUUCUGCUCCAACUUCUAUGGCUGCCUCUUCAUGGCUUGCUUUGUGCUGAUUCUCACACAGAGCUCCAUCUUUAGCCUGCUGGCCAUUGCUAUAGACCGCUACAUCGCAAUCACGAUACCCCUCAGGUACAACAGUUUGGUGACAGGCCAGCGGGCUCGAGGCAUCAUUGCCAUCUGUUGGGUUUUAUCCAUCAUCAUCGGUCUGACUCCCAUGAUGGGAUGGCACAAACCCUCUCAGAGCAGCAACAGUACAUCAUGCUCGUCCGGCCUGAUGAACUGCGAGUUUGAAAAGGUGGUGGAUAUGACGUAUAUGAUUUACUUCAACUUUUUUGCCUGUGUACUGAUCCCCCUGCUGCUGAUGCUGGCCAUCUAUCUGUGUAUCUUCAUGGCAGCUCGCCACCAGCUCAAGCUGAUCGAAAUGAAAGCAAUUCAUGGAGAGAAGUCUCGCUCCACGCUGCAGAAGGAGGUCCAGGCUGCAAAGUCCUUGGCCAUCAUUGUGGGGCUGUUUGCAGUCUGCUGGCUGCCUCUGCACAUCAUUAACUGCUUCACCCACUUCUGUCCUCACUGUGCACGUGCUCCACUCUGGGUAAUAAAUGUGGCCAUUAUCCUCUCUCAUGCCAACUCUGUGGUCAACCCCUUCAUCUACGCCUACCGCAUCCGGGAAUUCCGGCAAACCUUCCGUAAGAUUAUCCAGCGCCACAUCUUGGGCCGGCAGGAGGUGUUUGAGAGCAGCAGUAGUAAUCGUAACUCCACUUACAACAGCAUCACAGACUCCAUCAGACUGAAGGCAAAUGGCCUCAGCUUUGACCUUUUCACAGAGCACAGCAGCAGCAGUAGCUGUGAAAGCUCCUACCGCUGCCCUGCUCACGCCUCUCCUGUAAGGGGCGGCCUGGUGGCGGUGUCCCACCCUCCUCUGUCAGUCAUUAUUUCCCACUGUCCUAAGAUGGAGUUGUGUCCAUUGCAAGCCCUCAGACAGACGCAAGUUCCGCUGGACCAUCAUCUGCAGUAUGCGGUGCAACAGCAUGACUGCGCUGGAGCAGAAGUUUUGGAAGAGAGAGGCAAUCAGAACCUCGGCUCAGCCCACAUCACAUCACUGUUCAGUAAACCCAACAGGAGGAGUUGCUGUAGUGAGCUGACACAGGUGUCUUGAGUCAUGCACAGGAGAAAUCAUGUACUAAUUCAGGAACUUUGCAGUAAAAUAUCAGCGUGAGCUCAGGAUCUGAAUAAAUACAGAUAACUUAAAACUUCUUGCCACAAAAAAACUAUCUCCACUAUUUAAGUACAUUAAUUUAAGGCAGAGUAUAAAAGCACUGCUGGUGGCCCAGAGAGGACAAGCUGCUUCUCAACCCUCAUGAUAAAAAGUGUUUAACAGACUGACAGACUGACACUCUUGUCUAUAAGGUGUAGGCACUUCACACAUCAAAACAGGCUGCCUCAACAAACAACAUCACUGAAUGCCUUUGCUUUGCAAAUAGAGUUUAAUACAAUUACACUUUGGCCAAUAAAACCACAUUGCCUACCAAAGAGACAAGACAGAGAGCCAAUGGAGAGAGGCGAUGGUAUGGACAUCUUACUCUGUUUAAACAGGAAGAAACAGAAUGAAGUAUUAUUAGUUGCCUUGUCAGGAUCUUUAAACACAGUGUGAAUAAAUUUCUUUCUUUUUUUACCCCAGUUGUAUUGCUCCCUGUGGGUCCAUGUUGUUUGUGAUCAGACUAGAAAAGGACAGUACAAAGUGGUUCCUGGUUGUGUUAGUAGCAAUGCAAUACUUCACAUUUUUUUAAAGGCUGGAUAUUUGACAAUGCAAUGCUGAAAUGUAACCUUGUAUUUUGUUUGCUCAGUGGAACAAUGAGGCUUUUAAUUUGUGCUUAGUUAAGUUAAAUGAAUGCAAAUGUCGACAGUUUGAUAAAUGAUGGGAAAUAAUUUAAAACAGAUUUUGAAUAAUUACAUUUUAAACUUAUCACUUUUUUAUUUUUCCUGAUGACUUUGUCCUGAGUCCAGCACAGCUUUUGCCUUCUAUGCACUCAAAAGCAGACUAGCACAAAGGCCUGUCUUUAAAUAAAACCUUUACAUUUUCAAAGUGUACUUAGUGUAUUUACAUUCUACGAUGACCACAAAAUGAUCCCAGUCCUCAUUCAGUAGCUCGAAGAACAGCUUCCAUUGGCUUCUCACCAGACAGAGUCAUGUUUCAUAUCAGAUCUGGAAGUCCACACAACUUAGUCAGGGAUCUGGCCUGCUCAUUCUGGGAAAUGGUUCGUUAAGCUGUCAAACUAUCUUUGGGGUUCUUUAUUUUCUCAGCUUUUAUCAUGAACUCCCCCGUGAGUUCAGGUUACAGGCCUCAGGCCUACUUCUUUUUGAGAGCGUCCCCAGGGGUCUGUAGUUCUUUUUUAAAGAUUCACCACGAUCUCUCAAGUCCUCAUGCUUUGCUGCUGUCUUGUGUGUCUCAUCAGCUGGGUCGUAUUAAGGUUAUGUUUUUAAAAUUUGAGGCUAUUACAGCUCUACUAAGUUUUUGUGGUGGAAAAUAAUAUUUGUUAGAAAUCAUUUUGUUGAAAUUUUCUCUAAUAAAUAUUUUUAUAUGCUCA
Molecule: messenger RNA, 3603 nt
Organism: Amphiprion ocellaris (clown anemonefish)
Lineage: Eukaryota; Metazoa; Chordata; Actinopteri; Pomacentridae
Gene: adora2aa
Product: adenosine A2a receptor a
Exons: 3
Coding region: 813-2174 (453 amino acids)
Biological process (GO): adenylate cyclase-activating G protein-coupled receptor signaling pathway; G protein-coupled adenosine receptor signaling pathway
Cellular component (GO): membrane
Molecular function (GO): G protein-coupled adenosine receptor activity
Source: RefSeq, a predicted model, not a curated record